This is a messenger RNA of Panicum virgatum (switchgrass), 1307 nucleotides long. RefSeq names its product thylakoid lumenal 19 kDa protein, chloroplastic-like. The record is from RefSeq and is a predicted model, not a curated record. The transcript has a single exon. NCBI's taxonomy places the organism in Eukaryota, Viridiplantae, Streptophyta, Magnoliopsida, Poales, Poaceae. The coding region runs from base 16 to 1095 and encodes 359 amino acids.
UGAAUAGACGCCCCCAUGGGCCGACUGGCCUGCAAGUCUAGACGGGCCGAAACAGAAAAGGGCGGGUACUGGGCUGCACAGAUGAAUUCGGACCAACAGCACCGAUGCCUCUGCAUUUUUCUUCUGCUCCCGCCGCGAUUCGUCGUCGGUGUCUACCCAACUGGCAUGUCGUCCCACCGGAUAAGCCGCGGGCCCACACGAUCGCCUCUAUCCUCUCGUCGGCUCGUCCCCAACCCCAACCCAACACAAAACCACACGGCCAGCAGCGCGCGCGCCAACCACCUCACCGCAGCGCCACCGCCGCCGCAGCGCGUCACGGGUCCGCGGCCCUACACCGCGACCAUGUUCCCGCCCCUCCUCUCGCGCGCGCCGUCGUCCCCUCUCCUCACCGCCGCGUCCACCUCCACCACCGCCUCGCCGCCGGCGGCGCUGAGGCUGCAGCCGCCGCCCAGCAACAGCAAGCCGCCCGUCGCCACGGCGCUGGCCGCGGCGGCCGCGGCGGGGCUGCUGCUUCUCUCCCCCGCGCCCGCCCCCUCCCGCGCGGACCCGGAGUUCACGGUGUACUACGGGACGGCGGCGAGCGCGGCCAACUACGGCGGGUACGGCGGGAACGCGAGCAAGAAGGACACGGCGGAGUACGUGUACGACGUGCCGGAGGGGUGGAAGGAGCGGCUGGUGUCCAAGGUGGAGAAGGGCACCAACGGCACGGACAGCGAGUUCUUCAACCCGCGGAAGCGGGCGGAGAAGGAGUACCUGACGUUCCUGCCGGGGAUCCGAGCGCUGGCGCCGCUCGGCGCCGUGCUCGACAACCUGGCGCUCUCCGACGUCGGGCUGCAGGACCAGAUCGCGUCCGCCGACGAGGUGACGUCGGCGGAGCGCGCCGACGGCGCCGGGCAGGUGUACUACGAGUACGAGGUGGCCGGCGCCGGCGCGCACAGCCUCAUCUCCGUGACGUGCGCGCGGAACAAGCUGUACGCGCACUUCGUCACCGCGCCCAGCGCCGAGUGGGGCCGCGACGAGGCCGUGCUCCGCCGCCUGCACGAGUCCUUCAUGACCAUCCAGCCCGGCGCGCCGCCGCCGGCCACCGAGAGCUAACUAGCAUCGGCGAUCGAUGCGGCUUUGCAAUUGCAGGUAAGGGUGCGCAUCUGUAUGAGGGGAAGGGGAGAUGGAGCUAGCAAGAAACUGAACUGAGAAGAACAAUGUGAUUUUGCGGUGUAAUAUACUGAUUAAUCAGUUUUGUAUAGGAUGGAAUUGGUUUGCCGCGGCUCCGUCUGUUUCUCAAACAGAAGAAAGGUCUGAACUCUGAA